AUGGCGAGCGUGGAGAGGGGGCUUGGCCAGGGGCUGCUGCUGCUCUUCUGUGCGCUAUUGCUGGGCUCGGCCCGCAAGGUCCACAUCAAGAAGGCGGAGGCGGCGGCGCCCGGCGAGACGCUGCGAUACCUGCACUCGGCCGAGCUGGGCCAGGCGCUGCAGGCGCUGGCGGACGCGGCCCCCGCGGGCCUGGCGCGGCUAUUCAGCAUCGGCAGUUCGGUGGAGGGGCGGCCGCUGUGGGUGCUGCGUCUGACGGCGGGGCUGGAGCCGGAGCGCCCCGACGAGGAGCCCGGCGGCUCGCCGCUGCCCGGCCGGCCGCAGGUGAAGCUGGUAGGGAACAUGCACGGGGACGAGCCUCUGGCGCGGCCGCUGCUGCUCCGCCUGGCCCAGGAGCUGGUGCGGGGCUGGGCGAACGGUGAGGAGCGCAUCGGGCGCCUGCUCAACACCACCGACAUCUACCUGCUGCCCAGCCUUAACCCCGACGGCUUCGAGCGCGCCCGCGAAGGCGACUGCGGCGGCGGUGCGGAGGGCGGCAGGGAGAACAGCCGUGGCCGCGACCUCAACCGCAGCUUCCCCGACCAGUUCGGGGUCGCCGAGCCCAACCUAGAGCCCGUGCCCGAGGUGCAGGCCCUCAUCGCCUGGAUGCGCCGCAACAGGUUUCUGCUCUCUGGCAAUCUUCAUGGUGGCUCAGUGGUUGCAAGCUACCCCUAUGAUGACUCUCCCACGCAUAAGCCCUCAGGAAUCUACAGUAAAUCAGCUGAUGAUGAAGUGUUCAAAUAUUUGGCCAAAGCUUAUGCCUCAAAUCACCCCAUAAUGAGAACUGGCAAACCCAAUUGCCCUGGUGAGGAGGGAGAGACUUUCCAAGAUGGUAUCACAAAUGGUGCCCAUUGGUAUGAUGUAGAAGGUGGGAUGCAAGAUUACAACUAUGUGUGGGCCAACUGCUUUGAGAUCACAUUGGAGCUGUCCUGCUGCAAAUACCCUCCGACCUCUGAGCUUCAGCAGGAGUGGGAGAACAACAGAGACUCUCUCCUUGCUUUCAUUGAGAAGGUCCACAUGGGUGUGAAAGGCUUUGUGAGGGAUGCAGUCAGUGAAGCUGGCCUGGAGAACGCCACCAUUGUUGUUGCUGGGAUCGCUCAUAACAUCACAGCAGGGAAGUUUGGUGAUUACCACCGGCUGCUCGUGCCUGGGACCUACAAUGUGACUGCACUUGUGACAGGCUAUGCACCAGUGACCAAAGAGAACAUUGAGGUGAAGGAGGGAGAUGCAACAGAAGUGAAUUUCUCCUUGCAGCCAACAGUAACGCCACCGGCUCGUAACGUCACGCAGGUCCCGACACCAGCUCCUGUCUCUGCCAUCACCUCGACCCCUGUGCAGGAAGAAGUUCCCAGCCCAACCUCUCUCCAUCAACCCAUCCAGCCUGUGGACUUCCGCCACCACCAUUUCUCAGACAUGGAGAUCUUUCUGCGGCGCUACGCCAACGAGUACCCCAACAUCACCCGGCUCUACUCUGUGGGCAAGUCAGUGGAGCUGAGGGAGCUCUAUGUGAUGGAGAUCUCGGACAAUCCCGGUGUCCAUGAAGCAGGUGAGCCAGAGUUCAAGUACAUUGGUAACAUGCAUGGGAAUGAGGUUGUGGGUCGAGAACUUCUCCUGAACCUCAUCGAGUACCUCUGCAAGAACUUUGGCACAGAUCCUGAGGUCACUGACCUGGUUCAGAACACACGGAUUCACAUCAUGCCUUCUAUGAACCCUGAUGGCUAUGAGAAGUCCCAGGAAGGAGACAGAGGAGGCACCGUUGGCAGAAACAACAGCAACAACUACGACCUGAACCGGAACUUCCCAGAUCAGUUCUUCCAAGUGGCAGACCCUCCACAGCCAGAAACUCUGGCUGUCAUGACCUGGCUGAAGACUUACCCAUUUGUGCUCUCAGCAAACCUGCAUGGAGGUUCUCUGGUGGUUAAUUACCCCUUUGAUGAUGAUGAACAAGGAAUAGCCAUAUACAGUAAAUCCCCAGAUGAUGCUGUGUUUCAGCAGCUGGCACUUUCCUACUCCAAGGAGAACACCAAGAUGUACCAGGGAAGCCCCUGUAAGGAUAUGUACCCCACUGAGUACUUCCCACAUGGCAUCACUAAUGGUGCUCAGUGGUACAAUGUUCCAGGUGGGAUGCAAGACUGGAAUUACUUAAAUACAAACUGUUUUGAGGUGACCAUUGAGUUGGGCUGUGUGAAAUAUCCAAAAGCUGAGGAGCUGCCAAAGUACUGGGAGCAGAACCGCCGCUCUCUCCUCCAGUUCAUGAAGCAGGUUCACCGUGGUGUCUGGGGGUUUGUGCUGGAUGCUACAGACAAAAGGGGCAUUCUCAACACCACCAUCAGCGUUGCUGACAUUGACCACCCAGUGACCACCUCCAAGGAUGGAGACUACUGGCGCCUCUUGGUCCCGGGGAAGUACAAAAUCACAGCAUCUGCCCGAGGGUAUGAUCCAGUCACUAAGAUGGUGGAAGUUGGCAGCAAAGGUGGGGUACAGGUGAACUUCACUCUUAAGCGGACAGACAUCAAAGUGGAGGAGGGCAAGGUGCCAGUCGUGAACACUCCAGACACCAGCGACCCCAACGAGAAGGAGUUUAAGACCCUGAUCAAAGAUCUCUCUGUGGAGAAUGGCCUGGAGCGCCUCCUGCUGGCCUCCUCGGGGAACGUCUCUCCCUAUCGAUACCACCCUUACAAGGACCUCUCCGAGUUCCUCCGAGGCCUCUACCUGAACUACCCACACAUCACAAACCUCACCAGUUUGGGGCAGAGUGUUGAGUUUCGUCAGAUCUGGUCCCUGGAAAUCUCCAACAAGCCCAACCAGUCCGAGCCUGAGGAGCCAAAGAUUCGCUUUGUCGCUGGUAUUCAUGGAAACGCUCCUGUUGGCACAGAGCUGCUCCUGGCACUUGCAGAAUUUCUUUGCAUGAACUACAAGAAGAAUGCUGCUGUCACAAAGCUGAUUGACCGAACACGGAUUGUGAUUGUGCCUUCCCUGAACCCAGACGGACGUGAGGUCGCCCAGGAGCGAGGCUGCACGUCGAAGAUAGGCCAGAACAAUGCUCAUGGCAAAGACCUGGACACAGACUUCACAAGCAAUUUCUCCAGGUACUCAGGGACACGAGAGCCAGAGACCAAAGCCAUCAUGGACAACUUGAUACUGAAGCAUGAUUUCAGCCUCUCAGUUGCGCUGGAUGGAGGAUCUCUGCUUGUCACUUACCCUUAUGAUAAGCCAGUGCAGACAGUGGAGAACAAAGAAACACUGAAGCAUUUGGCAUCUCUGUAUGCGAACAACCACCCACUGAUGCACUUGGGCCAGCCAGGCUGUCCAAAUAAGUCAGAUGAGACUAUUCCUGGUGGUGUGAUCCGUGGCUCCGAAUGGCACAGUCACGUGGGAAGUAUGAAGGAUUUCAGCGUUACCUUUGGUCACUGUCCCGAGAUCACCGUUUACACCGGCUGCUGUUACUUCCCCAGUGCAGGACAGCUGCUCAGCCUGUGGACAGACCACAGGAAAUCUCUCCUCAGCAUGCUCGUGGAGGUUCAUAAGGGAGUCCAUGGGUUUGUCCAAGACAAGAGUGGCAAGCCAAUUUCUAAAGCUGUCAUUGUUGUUAAUGAAGGCUUGAAGGUCUGUACUAAAGAAGGUGGCUAUUUCCAUGUGCUCCUGGCUCCAGGUCUGCAUAGCAUCGAUGUGAAGGCCAACGGGCACCAGACAAAGCACAUCAAGGUCUUUGUUCGUCCUGAUGCUCCCAGCUCUGUGCUCAUUGUGUUUGACACAGAAAACAGGAUCUUUGGUCUGCCAAGGGAGCUGGUUGUAACUGUUGCAGCUGCAAGUAUGUCUGCUGUGGUCCUCACAGCCUGUAUCAUCUGGUGUGUCUGCUCAAUCAAGUCCAACAGACACAAGGAUGGCUUCCACCGCCUCCGGCAGCACCACGACGAUUACGAGGAUGAAAUCCGCAUGAUGGCCACUGGCUCCAAGAAGUCCCUCCUGAGUCAUGAAUUCCAGGAUGAAACAGACACUGAAGAAGAAACACUGUACUCCAGCAAACACUGA
Indicator indicator is the source of this 4068-nucleotide messenger RNA. It is a transcript of the gene CPD, whose product is annotated as carboxypeptidase D. The transcript is spliced from 21 exons. Gene Ontology annotation, biological process: proteolysis. The coding region runs from base 1 to 4068 and encodes 1355 amino acids. NCBI's taxonomy places the organism in Eukaryota, Metazoa, Chordata, Aves, Piciformes, Indicatoridae. The record is from RefSeq and is a predicted model, not a curated record. Gene Ontology annotation, molecular function: metallocarboxypeptidase activity; zinc ion binding.